Melitaea cinxia (Glanville fritillary) is the source of this 2511-nucleotide messenger RNA. RefSeq names its product acyl-CoA synthetase short-chain family member 3, mitochondrial. The transcript has 12 exons. The record is from RefSeq and is a predicted model, not a curated record. Lineage: Eukaryota; Metazoa; Arthropoda; Insecta; Lepidoptera; Nymphalidae. Bases 1 to 1938 code for a protein of 645 amino acids.
AUGGAUGAAGGAGACGUCACGGAAGAAUAUCAAGCGGCAUACAGAAGAUCACUCGAAGAUCCGGAAGGGUUCUGGGGUGAAGUUGGCAAAGAGUUGGAGUGGACGCGACCGUGGGACAAAGUGCUUGAUAACAGCGACCCGCCUUUUACGAAAUGGUGGGUGGGUGGAGAGUUGUCCGUCUGUUACAAUGCCGUGGAUCGCCACGUGGCCGCAGGCUUCGGUGACCAGGUCGCUUUGGUCUACGACUCGCCCUUGACCGACACCGUCAAGAGAAUAACCUACUCUGAACUCCAAGAUCAGGUAUCCAGACUGGCCGGUAAGCUGUCUGAACUAGGUGUGACGCGUGGCUCUCGCGUCGUCAUCUACAUGCCUCUCAUACCAGAAGCAGUUAUAGCUAUGCUAGCUACAAACAGGAUUGGAGCAAUACAUUCUGUUGUUUUUGGAGGUUUUGCCGCGCGAGAAUUAAGAAUUAGGAUUGAACACGCUGAGCCGACUGUCAUAAUUGCGGCCAGCUGUGGAGUAGAACCAAAUAAAAUAGUCAGAUACAAAGAUAUCCUCGACAAAGCUCUCUGCCAAAGUUCGCACCAGCCCAGUAAUUGCAUAAUUUAUCAACGAAGACGCGUUCUGGAAUGUUCCUUACAAAAAGAUAGAGAUAUAUGUUGGGAUGAAGCUAUAAAGGCUGACCCGGUGCCGUGCGUAUCGACAGAAGCUAAUGAAGCUCUUUAUAUAUUGUAUACUUCUGGUACAACUGCCGAUCCGAAGGGCGUUCAACGUCCUGUUGGUCACGCAGCGACACUGUGCUGGUCAAUGCAUGCAGUCUAUGGUUUGAAGCGAGGAGUGUGGUGGGCUGCUUCAGACCUCGGUUGGGUUGUUGGACAUUCCUACAUAUGCUACGGCCCUCUAUUAGCUGGAUUAACUUCUGUUUUAUAUGAAGGGAAACCUGACAGAACUCCCGAUCCCGGACAGUAUUUUAGAAUAAUAGAACAGCAUCGAGUAAAUGCCCUUUUCACGAUACCAACCGUGUUUCGCGUUUUGAAGAGAGCAGAUCCAGCUGGAAAAUAUUCUAGAAGAUAUUGCAGCAAAUCGUUGAAAACAAUUUUUGUCGCCGGGGAACAUUGUGAUCAAGAAACCAGACACUGGGCUGAGAAUAUUUUCGGCGUUCCAGUACUAAACCACUGGUGGCAGACAGAAACUGGGUCGCCAAUCACAGCCCCCUGUCUUGGAUAUGGUGUUAAAGGUGUUCGACCUCACUCGACAGGUUAUCCUGUUCCAGGAUAUGAUGUGCGAGCCAUAGCCGAAGACGGAUCCGAAUGUCAUUCUGGGGAAGUAGGUCGCCUUGUUGUAAAAUUACCUACGCCACCAGGCUUUGCUUCAACAUUGUGGCGUUCCGAUGAAAGAUUUAAAAAAGUUUAUUUCUCCAAAGUCCCGGGUUUUUAUGAUACACAAGAUAUGGGAUGGAUUAGUGCAGAAGGUGCAGUUUGGGUGGUAGCUAGAACAGAUGACGUCAUAAACGUAGCUGGUCACAGGCUCUCCACUGCUGCUAUUGAAGAUGUUGUUCUGAAACACGCAAGGGUUGCUGAUGCGAUUGUGGUUGGAGCUCCCGAUCAAAGCAAAGGAGAUGUUCCCUUAUGCUUAUAUGUUAUGAGACCACCACAGGAUGACGAGGAAAUAGUACUUGAAAGCACAGUCUCACAAGAAUUGAUCGCCUUAGUGCGACACUUGAUUGGUCCCAUAGCAGCGUUCAGAAAAGCAGUGGCAGUGCCCGCGAUACCUCGCAAUCGGUCCGGUAAAGCGUUACGUGGCACCAUCUCUAAACUCGCUCGGUCACAGCUUGUUAAACUACCCCCAACUGUAGAAGACCCAACUGUCUUUGCUGAAAUAAAGGUCGCUUUGCAAAAGUUGGGUUACGCUAUCGAUGCCCCUGAUCCAGAAUAUUAGUAAUGAGUUUUUUAUUGUAUAAUAUAUAUAAGCAAUAUUUAAAAAAUAAUGUGAUAAGUACAUAAAUGUAUUUUAUAUUAUAUUCAAGUGUAACGUAUAGUAACGUAGAAUGGUUUCCGACUAAUCAUAAAAUAAAUAAAGAAAAAAAAAUGUAUGCAAUUUCUACAAACUCAUACCACUUCCAAUUCUAUUCAAUCUAUGAUUUUCUAUAAAAUUAGUUAACAACAGUACAAAGUAUACACAAAUACCCUCUUUAAAAAAAUAUAUUAUUUUCUGUAUGUUUUGCGAUUGUUGCUUUGUUUCGCCGCACAUCGCUAUACGAUUUUAGUUGUAAAUUUAAUUUAAUGUUCUCAUAUAAGUGAAUAUUCUAUUCCUUUUGAGAAUAAAGUUUCUUUUACCCCCUCCCCACAAGGGUAAAGUGUAAACCUAUAAAUAACACUAAUGAUGAAAUGUACUUGUAAGUUUCUAAAAUAUGUAUAUUAAAUCUAAAAUAAUCUUGGACCGUUUUAUAGGUUUUAUGGAUUGAUAGGAUCAUAUCAAAUUGGUUUUAGAAAUAUAUAUAAGUGAAAUGGU